This is a messenger RNA of Scleropages formosus (Asian bonytongue), 993 nucleotides long. Its product is annotated as macrophage mannose receptor 1-like. Bases 1 to 993 code for a protein of 330 amino acids. The record is from RefSeq and is a predicted model, not a curated record. Lineage: Eukaryota; Metazoa; Chordata; Actinopteri; Osteoglossiformes; Osteoglossidae. The transcript is spliced from 3 exons.
AUGAGUAAGAACUGGACUGAAGCACGGAGUUACUGCAGAGAGAAGUACACUGACCUGGUUACCAUUGACAACCCAGAGGAAAUGAACAGAGUGAUUAACAGCGUAAACCUCACUGGUUAUACUGGACCAGCCUGGAUAGGACUGGAGAAGGGAAACUCGUGGAACUGGCAGUGGUCCCUGGAAGAGAGACGUCUCUACAGUGAUGGACAGACUGGGUUCUCAAACUGGGACAGCAGUCAACCUGACAAUUAUGGUGGGAAUGAGAACUGUGUGGAGAUGAGAGACAACGGAAAAUGGAAUGAUCUCCCUUGUGAAUAUAAAUGUCCUACAGGAUCCUUUAUUUGUUAUGAUGAGAGUGGUGAAGGUGACCAGAGAUACAUCCAGAUUAAUGAUGCAAAGACAUGGAAAGAUGCUCAGAGAUACUGCAGAGAGAAUUAUACAGACCUGGUCAGUGUGAGGAACCAGACUGAGAAUGAUCUCAUACACAACAUGUUUACAACUGGAUGGGUGUGGAUCGGUCUGUACAGAGACUACUGGCAGUGGUCAGACCAGAGAAACUCCUCAUUCCGCUACUGGGCACCAGGAAAACCUGAUAGUUAUGAUGGGAAUGAGAAGUGUACUGUAGCCUCGAUCACACCGACGCACAGUGGAACAUGGGAUGAUCGACAGUGUGGUGAAAAUCACCCGUUCCUGUGUUAUGAUGACGCUCCGCUCAUCCUGGUCCAGGAGAAUAAGACCUGGAAUGAAGCUCUGAACUACUGCAGAGAGAACUAUGUGGACCUGGUGUCUGUCCACAGUAAGGAGAUCCAGAGCUGGGUGGAGAAGAAGGUUAGAAGUGCCACCAGUUCCCAUGUAUGGAUCGGUCUGUGCUUCUCCUGCAGAUUGAAACUCUGGUUCUGGGUCACUGGAGGUGUGGCCUGCUACCAGAACUGGGUUCCGGGGAACAGGAGUGGAGCUGGACACUGUGGGAACACUGGGGCUGUACAGUCCUGA